AUGGAUGAGACUGCCCCUCUUCUCCAAAGCCAGUCCCAUUUGCUUUCCCAAAAGCGCCUUUUACUUACCUUUCCCGCUCUCGCCCUCAUACAAUUCACUUCUUUCCUCGACCAAACUGCUAUCUCAACGAGUCUACCCGCUAUUGCAUCCGUACUCGACAUUGGCGCAUCUAUCUCAUUAGUUAGCGCGAGCUUUCUCAUCACCAGUACCAGCAUCCAGCUUAUCAAUGGUAGACUGUCAGAUAUAUUCGGCCGCAGGGCCUCUCUCAUCAUGGCGCUUUCCAUCAUGGGUGCUGGGAACUUGUGGGGUGGCUUUUGUGCCACGCCUGUAGAGCUGUUUGUCGCACGUGCAUUCACUGGGUUCGGCGCGGGAGCUAUCAAUGCGCUCGUACAAAUUGCCAUUGCCGAUAUCACGACGCUGGAGCAGCGCGGGUAUUAUUUUGGCAUGGUCGGGAUGGCGGUGGCCUUGGGAAAUGGGCUUGGUCCUCUCAUUGGUGGGGUGCUCACUGAGACAAUUGGAUGGCAGUGGGCAUUUUGGUUUGUUUGUCCCUUAUGUGUGAUUUCCAUUGGUUAUCUCAUGUGUCUAAAGCUGGUGGAUUGGAAAGGAGCCUUGACAAGUCUAUUUAGCAUUGCGUUGAUUCUGGUUCCUAUCUCACUGGGCGGAUCCUCCAUGUCCUGGACCUCGCCGUUAACAAUAAGUAUGCUCAUCGCUGGCGUGACACUCUUUGGUGUCUUUUUGGCGAUCGAGUGGCGCUUUGCGGAUCUACCCCUGUUGCCGGCUCGAUUGUUUCAGUAUAAUCGUUCUACGAACAUUCUUAUCCCUGCUCAGGCCGGAGUAUUGAUGCUAACCAUGGUUAUCACACAUGGGCUUACAUCAGGCCUGACUGGAGUUCUCAUAUCAACGUUAGGACAUUAUAAACCUGUCAUUGUUACUGGAGCCCUCUGUUGGGCCCUGGGCGCUCUUGCAAAGAUGCAGUACGACCAAGCGACCUCGAUUUGGCAGAUUAUGGUGGUCGGUGUCUUUGACGGCAUAGGUGUAGGCUGUUCGUUGCAGCCCGUACUCGUCGGUAUUCUUGCUGGAUCCGAUACGGAAGAUCGAGCUGUCUUGACUGGCCUACGAAAUUUCGUGAGGGAUAUGGGAGGGGCAACCGGGACUACUGUUUCCGGGGCUGUUUUAGGUCUUGUGCUAUCGGGCCAGUUGAAAUCAAGAUUCAACGACAGCCUCAUUAGAAGAGUAAUUUCUUCAGCGUUCGCAUUGGAAGACUUACAUCUCACCGAGGGAGAGAGGGAGAUGAUAGUUCAGGCUUACAUGAAAGGUCUUCAUGCCGUGUUUGUCACCUUCACUGUGCUCAUUUUUAUCCAUCUUUGCUCGUGUUUGUAUGUUCAGGACUACGGACUGAAACAGGGACAGAGGGAAAACAUUGAAGAAGAGGAAGGGCUACAGAGCAGGAGGCAGGAACAAGAAGCCGACCCUUGAAAUGGCGUAAUUGAGAUAAUUCUAUUAUACAGUCUCAAGUAUUGUGCAAUUCAUGAGGACAAAUUAUGGGGCUUAUAUUCCCCCUCUGAACAGAUUCCAUUCCGGGAAGAAGAUACUCCAGCCCAAGCCCCAACCAUUCCCUCGUGCUCUAUGUCCUUCAAGUCACGCACAUCAAUCUCGCUCGCCCCCUUUAAUAGAAGCAAGGCUUCCAAUAGAUCGAUUGGUGUGCAAUGAGUAUCUAUUGGGUAUUCUAUAGAUAUAGACGCUAUCGGGAAAGCCUCACCGCCGAUGAUGCCGACAUGUAAAUAUGGAUUCAUUCAAGGCACUUAUGAGCGAGCCUAUCUGUGCGAACU
Aspergillus glaucus CBS 516.65 is the source of this 1829-nucleotide messenger RNA. RefSeq lists its product as uncharacterized. The transcript has 6 exons. Gene Ontology annotation, biological process: transmembrane transport. Gene Ontology annotation, molecular function: transmembrane transporter activity. Lineage: Eukaryota; Fungi; Ascomycota; Eurotiomycetes; Eurotiales; Aspergillaceae. Bases 1 to 1476 code for a protein of 491 amino acids. The record is from RefSeq and is a predicted model, not a curated record.